Molecule: messenger RNA, 3782 nt
Organism: Cyprinodon tularosa
Lineage: Eukaryota; Metazoa; Chordata; Actinopteri; Cyprinodontiformes; Cyprinodontidae
Gene: amot
Product: angiomotin
Exons: 13
Coding region: 220-3315 (1031 amino acids)
Biological process (GO): actin cytoskeleton organization; regulation of cell migration; hippo signaling
Cellular component (GO): plasma membrane; cytoplasmic vesicle; lamellipodium
Molecular function (GO): signaling receptor activity
Source: RefSeq, a predicted model, not a curated record
UGUUUGGGGAGGGGGCCAGCCUGGAGGAGCUUCCUGCCGCCUAAUGCUCCACUUUCCCCCCAACUUUAGAGCCGAUCUUCGGGAAGGAGCAACAGUUUGGACGCGGAGCGGCUCCAGCCAGCGGAGGAUUGGCAGGAUUUAUGCGAAAACCAGGCGAGAAAGGAGAAAAAGAUGGUGGAAAAAGUGUGAGGAAAGAAGACGGAAGCACUUUUCUAAAAGAUGUUUCGGAAAAAGGCAUCGUCAUCUUUGAGGGUGACGAAGAUAACUGGAAACUCCACAUACAGGGGGCGUAGUUUGUCCUUCCACGAGGUCCGUUGCCAGCGGGAGAUGGAGAUGAGGGGCACAACUGAAGAGCCUUCUAAUAACAGCGUAUCAGGUGGUGGGAAUACAGUCCUCCAUCGUCUCUUGCAAGAACAGAUGAAUCGCAACUAUGUGCUCCAACAACAGCAACAAUCUGGAGGAGGGGUGGGUGGAGCAGCAGCGGGAGGAGGGGGUGGAAGUGGUUAUUCGGUACCAGGACAGGCAAGCUGUGACGAUCAUUCGGGGAGUGCUCAAAUUGCACGUCAAGAGCCCCAGGGACAGGAGCUUCAGACGGACAGUGGCCUGGAGAAGGUUGGCUCUCUCAGAGUUGGAGGGCAUGGGGGAGGUAGUGGAGGUGGGGGGUGUAUAGGCUCUUGUGGAGAUGCAGGGGGUAGUGGAGUAGGUGGGAUCCCCCAAGGACAGUGCCCAAACCUAGAAGAUCUGCCCACAUAUGAAGAGGCCAAAGUGCAGUCACAAUACUUUCAACGCCACAGUUCUCCUCAGCAGCAGCAGAGCAGCCAGGCCCAGCAGCCGUUGGGUCCUACUUUUUAUGUCCCCGGUUUAAGCGGAACCAAAGUUCGCACCGAAGGUCGCCCAACUCUUCAGCGUGUCAGCGGUACAGGGAAGAUUCACCAAGACGAUGGACUCAAAGAUCUAAAGCAAGGACAUGUGCGUUCUCUCAGUGAGCGACUGAUGCAGCUCUCAUUGGCUACCAGUGGAGUGAAGGCCCAUGCUCCUGUAAGCAGCACGCCACUCUCACCGCAGCUACCACAGUCCGGACCGCCUGGAGACUGCUACAAGCCACAGCAUCGUGGCCCACCCCCAGACUAUCCCUUUAAAGGAAUGUGUUCUCCGGGCGGUAAUCCAGAAUCUGGAGGACACUAUUAUCAGGAGCGUAGAGAAAGGGAUUACUCAAGGGAGGUUCCGACUGUUCGAUAUCAGCCUCCCCCGGAAUAUGGCUCUUUCAGAUCCAGUAAGGAUGGGUCAGUUCACUACCAGAGAUCCCUCAACCAGCACAGUCCCACCUCCUCUGUCACGUCCAUUGGAUCUCUGUCUCGUGCCCAGUCCUCCACUCUCAGCAGCAUGCUUUCUGCCUCGCACUCCUCACACCCGUCCAUUCCUCACCAGCCACCUGCAAGCCAGGGAGAGGGUUACCCGAUGAUGGCGUCCCGCGGUCCACAGGGCGCAGGCUAUCAUCAAGCAGCAGAACCUUUUCCCCAGGGACCCGUCCAUCAGACAGCUCAAAGGGGUCAUGGCUUUCCCUCUGAUUCUUAUGGCUCCAGUCCAAGGUUGCACCACCAUCAGCAACACAAUCAGUGUCAACAGCAGCAGCAGCACCAGGGACCUCCACAGGCCCAGCUGUCUCUGCAGACAGGACAUUUCCCCCAGCAGCACUCCUACUUACAGCUCCAGGGGGAGCCUUUUGCAGUGAUGGCGCGGGCCCAGCAGAUGGUCGAUGUUCUAACAGAGGAGAACAGGACUCUGAGACAGGAGAUGGAGGCUUGUCGUGAGAAGGUCAGCAGGCUGCACAAGUUGGAAACAGAGAUACAGCUGGUGUCAGAGGCCUAUGAAAAUCUGGCCAAGUCGUCCUCUAAGAGGGAAGCCUUGGAGAAAACCAUGAGGAACAAGUUGGAGCUGCAGGUUCGCCGACUGCAUGACUUCAACAGAGACCUGCGAGAGCGCAUGGAGACGGCCAACAAACAGCUGGCCUCUAAGGAGUGUGACAGCUCUGAGGACAAUCGCAAAACCAUCUCCCAGUUGGUUGCUCAGAAUAAAGAAAUUAUGCGGGAGAAAGAGAAACUGGAGAUGGAGCUGAAUGCUGUUCGCUCAACUGCAGACGACCAAAGGAGGCACAUUGAGAUCAGAGAUCAAGCCCUGAACAAUGCUCAGGCUAAAGUGGUUAAGCUUGAGGAGGAGCUUAAAAAGAAGCAAGUUUAUGUGGAGAAAGUGGAGAGGAUGCAACAGGCUCUGGCUCAGCUUCAGGCAGCGUGUGAGAAGAGAGAACAACUGGAACAUCGCCUUCGUACCAGACUGGAGAGAGAGCUGGAGUCUCUACGUCUGCAGCAGCGUCAAGGAAGCUCACAGAACAGCGCUUUGGGGACAUCAGAGUACAACGCUGCAGCCCUAAUGGAACAUCUAAGGGAGAAGGAGGAGCGCAUUCUGGCUCUGGAGGCGGACAUGACCAAGUGGGAGCAAAAGUAUUUGGAGGAAAGUGUGAUGAGGCAGUUUGCUCUGGAUGCUGCAGCAUCUGUUGCUACGCAGAGGGACACGUCUUUGGCAGGAAUCAACCACUCUCCAAGCAGCAGCUAUGAAACAUCUGUGGAGGCUCGAAUUCAGAAGGAAGAGGAAGAAAUCCUCAUGGCCAAUCGUCGCUGUUUGGACAUGGAGAGCAGGAUAAAGAACCUCCAUGCCCAGAUCAUUGAGAAAGACGCCAUGAUAAAGGUUCUUCAUCAGCGUUCCAGGAAGGAGCCCGUUAAGUCUGAAGCGCCAUCGGCCAUGCGGCCUUCUAAGUCGCUGAUGUCCAUCUCCAACACUGGUCCAAGUGGUUCAGGACUGCUUUCACACAACCUUGGCCUGAGCAGCUCCCCGAUCACUGAGGAGCGCAAGGACAGCAACUGGAAGGGCAGCCUUGGAGUUUUACUGGGUUCUGAGUGUCGCACAGAGUCUCUACGGACAGAAUCCAUCUCAUCGUCCCCUUCCCCGGUGCUUUCUACCACCCCCAUGACUGCAGGCCACUCAAAGAGCGGCAGCAGGGACAGCAGCACGCAGACAGACAAGGGUCAGAACCAGGGGAGCAGUAAGCCCAGUCCUUCUGUCCUGCAGAGUAUGACGCUGCCUGCCCGCCUAUCCAGCCCCAGCCCAGUUUACAUCCCGGAUCGCUUAGCAGAAGUUCCAGUAUUUAACAGCAGCACCUUUGAGCGGAGGUUCCCCAUGCAGUCCCAUUCACAGCAGCAGGCUUUGGCUCCAGCAGGACAACAAGAGGCAGACAGCGACGUCGUUGAGAUCCUCAUAUGAAGUCGUCUCAGGAUUAGAAGAAGAACAAUUUCAGCAAAGAAGUGAUUGGAUGGCAGCUUCAUCACAGGACUUCAUUAUUUUCUGUGUCUAGAGCUCCAUCUUAGACCAUUCAGUCGUUAGUCCAAGUUCUACAAGACGUAACUGCUUCGAAAACAGGCCUGAAACCAUUUCAGCCUUUCUUUCUUGUUGUUUUGGUGUUUUGUUCUGUUUGUUCCUUUUCUACCGUCUUACCCGCAGUAAUUGAGAAAUAUGUACAAGUCUUGAAGAAAAAUGAAUAAUUGCACAAUGCUGAGAAGCAGGAUCUCUGCCCCACCUGGAUGGAGUUAUCUGGGAUUUCUGUAUAAUUUCUUCCAAAAUAAUGUCUUAAAAAACAAAAUUUUUGGAUUCAACUGUACAGGAAAUGUAUAACCGUGAUGUCGAGCUUCCCAGCAGAAUUACUUCUCAUCUUUAACAAAAAAUUAUGUAAA